Caretta caretta (loggerhead turtle) is the source of this 11098-nucleotide messenger RNA. RefSeq names its product protein tyrosine phosphatase receptor type B (gene PTPRB). Gene Ontology annotation, molecular function: protein tyrosine phosphatase activity; cadherin binding. Gene Ontology annotation, biological process: peptidyl-tyrosine dephosphorylation involved in inactivation of protein kinase activity; angiogenesis. Gene Ontology annotation, cellular component: signaling receptor complex. NCBI's taxonomy places the organism in Eukaryota, Metazoa, Chordata, Testudines, Cheloniidae. The record is from RefSeq and is a predicted model, not a curated record.
UGUUGUUUUUUUUUUAAAAGAGAAGCAUGGGGAGUUGUUAGGUGGAAAAUGGAUCCUUUAUUUCAUGUCCUGAUUUUCACCUGCCUGGCCUUCAAGCUCUCAGAAGGGUUUCUGAUUAUCCAUGUCCAGAAACGGCAAUGUCUUGUUGGAGACAAAACAGCAAUUGUGGGCAAGUGCAAUCUGACUGAUCCAAACCAGCAGUGGAGGUGGACAGAGGAUGAGAAGCUGCUCCAUGUUAGAUCUGGCCAGUGUUUGGGCAUCUCCAAGUCCUCUGCUGCAUCAUCCCGCAGCAUCUUCAUAGACUGCCCUCGGGCACCCAGCUGGAUCUUCCACAACACAGAAGGGCUCCUCCAGGUGGCAAACACCUCUCUCUUUCUCACAAAACAAGGCCCGAGGGUAAUGAUCAAGAUGGGUAGGAAAUACCCCCAUAGCUGGAAGCAAAUAGAUGUCGAUGACAAGGGAAAAACUGCCUAUGAAAAUCUGUGCCCACACAAAGAUCUGCACUGGAUUUUCUGCAUCUUGGAGAACAGUAGAAGUACCUCCUCUCCCUUUAAUGCUAUUACAUCUAGUCCUGGGAAUUUCCAUAGGAGUAGCACAGAGAUCUUCAUCAGAAACAUUACAGAAAACUACAAUAAAAACACUAAUGAAAAACUCUAUCUGACCCUGAAGUUGUCUGCAGUAACAGAGAAAUCCUGGAUUCCAGCAACUCCCUAUCAAUACUUCAGUACCACAGAAGAGAAGGGCCAUGGGGAGCCUGUGAAAUGCGCCAUCAACCUGACGGAGUGGAGGGUCUCCAGCCGGUCUGUCUAUCUCAGAUGGAGCAGUUUGGGGAAUCUCUGCAACUUCACCCUGACGUGCAGCUCUGACAACGCCUCGCACACGGAGUGUCAUCCCGUCCAGAAGACUAACGAGUCCUACGAAUGCAGCUACAAUGGCUUAGAAGCAGGGACUUUGUAUCAUCUCAGGAUUUUCUCUCUCUCGGACACAGAAACGAGGAACAUCUCCUUGCAAACAGAUCCCUUACCACCAGCUAAAUUUGAAAUUAAUAAGGAAAAAACUACUUCCACAAGCUUGCAGGUCUCGUGGAGUCCAUCCUCAGGAAAGGUGGACUGGUAUGAGCUACAAUUAUCUGAUCAUAAUAAUAAAAAGAUACAGAAUGUCUCAAUACAAGGAGGUAUUUCAAGAAGAGAAGAGACCUUUUCCAGUCUAACCCCUGGGAGCAAAUACAAUGUUAUCAUUACUGCAGUUGCCGGAAAUAAAAGCACCCCAGCAAUUCACAUCAGCGGAUCUACUGUGCCAUCCCCAGUGCAAAACAUUCAGAUCAGUGUCAAGACAGACACUAUCCACGUUUCAUGGCUACCUGGCUCUGGUUAUGUGGAUCGAUACAGGCUGCUAUUACUGGAUAAAGAAGGACCAGUUCGUGAGAUCAACCAUGAGGAACGCUUACUCUCCUACACUUUUCUUGGACUUACAGCAGGUCACCUGUAUAAUCUCACUAUCAUAGCUGAAGCUGCAGGACUAGAGAGCUACAACUUUAAACUGGUUAGGACAGCCCCAGCAGAAGUCUCAGCUUUGAUGGUGACGAAUGAUGGCAGCUUGGAUACAUUAAAAGUUACAUGGAAAAGACCUCUAGGAAACCUAGAUUUCUACAAUAUCACUCUGUCUCAUCUUGGAUCCAUUAAAGAAAUCAAAACUUUACAGCCCCAGGUCACAGAGGCUCAGUUUGACAAGUUGAUUCCAGGAAGUCUUUAUCAGGUCACUGUCAGCACAAUCAGUGGUGAAUUAUUCACUGAUAAGAUGGCAACUGGCAGGACAGUUCCUCAGAAAGUUUCAGAGCUGAAAGCUAGCAGUGGUGGUUUGCUGAGGUCUCUGACAGUGAGCUGGCUGCCCCCUGCUGGAGACUGGGAGAGAUACUACAUUAUGUUGUUCAACCUCUCCACUGUGCUGCUGAACACUACAUUAAAGAAAGACAGAAGAGAAUAUGUCAUCCAGGAUAUACGACUCAUCCCAGGAAGACAAUAUGAGGUGGCAGUCAUAGUGGAGAGUGGAGGCUUACAGAACACUGCUCGCUGCAAAGGCAGAACAGCUCCACAGCCUGUUCUUCAGCUCCGGGUAAAGCAUGCUAAUGAAUCUUCACUUAGUGUCAUGUGGAUGACCCCUGUUGCAGAAUGGGACAGUUAUGUGGUUUCACUGGGAGACAGGGAUCUUACCGUCAUAAACAAGGCUCUUGUGAAAGAAGCUAAAGAAUACACUUUCAGUGGUCUGGUACCUGGACGGAAAUACACAGCUACAGUCACUAGCAUUAGUGGGGAUUUAAGCAACUGGACUUCAGUAGAGGGAAGAACAGUGCCAGCUCAGGUGACUAGCCUGCAUGUGACAAACCAGGGGGCAACCAACAGUUUGUUCACCAACUGGACAAGGGCGCUGGGAGAUGUAGAGUCGUACCAAGUGCUGCUGAUUCACGAAAAUGUUGUCAUUAAAAAUGAGAGUGUUUCCAGUGAGACCAGUAGAUACCACUUCCACUUCCUGAAAGCCGGAGGACUCUAUUCCGUGGUCGUUACCACAGUUAGUGGAGGGAUAUCGUCCAGACAGACGAUUGCAGAAGGGAGGACAGUUCCUUCCAGUGUGAGCGGAGUAACAGUGAAUAAUUCGGGACGGAGCGACUACCUCAGUGUUUCCUGGCUACCAGCAACUGGAGAUGUGGAUAGUUAUUUGGUAACACUUUCUCAUGACAGCCAGACGGUUCAGACUCUAACCAUUUCCAGAGCCCUCAGUGAAUGUUCUUUCAGCAGCCUGGUUCCCGGCAGGCUCUACAAUGUGACAAUAAUCACAAAGUGUGGGAAGUAUGAAAAUCAUUCCUUCAGCUGGGAACGAACAGUACCUUCAAGCGUGCAGGGACUUACUGUCAGCAAUUCAGCAAGAAGUGACUAUUUAAAGGUGUCCUGGUUACAUGCCACUGGAGAUUUUGACAAUUAUGAAGUGAUCAUCAAGAACAACAAUGACUUCAACCAAACAAAAAGUGUCCCCAAGGAUGAAAAUGAAUGUGUGUUCACUAAACUGGUCCCGGGGAGGCAAUACAGCGUAACUGUUAGCACACGGAGUGGAAAAUAUGAGACUAGUAAAAGGGUCAAUGGCAGAACAAUGCCGGAGUCAGUGAAGGAACUGACUCUUAGUAACAGAAGCACUGAAGACCUGCAAGUUACCUGGUCAAAGGCUGAGGGGGAUGUCGAUCAGUAUGAGAUUCAGUUACUUUUCAAUGAUAUGAAGGUCUUUCCACCCAUUUUCCUUGGAAACACCAUUGAGGAGUAUAGGUUCACAGCUUUAACCCCAGGGCGCCUGUACAAAAUUCUUGUCUUGACAAUCAGUGGAGACACACAACGUGCCACUUUCAUAGAAGGACUGACAGCUCCAAGUGCUGUCAAAAACAUUCACGUUUCAGCCAAUGGGAUGACAAACAGCCUGAGAGUGAACUGGACUCCUGGAGGAGGAGAUGUUGAUUCCUACACAGUGACACUAUUCCAUCAGAACUAUCAGCUUGAUUCCCAGACUGUCUCCAAGCCUGUCUAUGAGCAUACCUUCAGCAAGUUAGAAGCAGGGGAGCAGUACCGGGUUGUGGUACAGUCUAACAGCGGCACCCUGCACAACAGUUUAACGGCUCUCGGACGUACAAUUCCUUCCUCUGUCCAGGGUUUAUUUGCAGAUCAUGCCUACAGCAGUCAUUCCUUGUUAGUGACCUGGCACAGUGGUCCUGGAGUGGCUGAGAGAUAUGACAUCCUGCUUUUGACUGAGCAAGGUAUCCUUCUGAGCAAUAAAUCAGAGCCAGCAACUGCUAAACAGCACAAAUUUGAAGAUUUAAUACCAGGCAAGAAGUAUAAAGUGCAAAUGUUGACAGUCAGCGGUGGGCUCUUCAGCAGCCGAGCAGAAACCGAAGGCCGAACAGUCCCAGCUGCUGUCACAAAUCUGAAGGUCACAGAAAACACCAAUGGACGCCUGUCAUUCAGCUGGACUACCUCCCAGGGAGAACUGGACUCCUAUAAUAUCUUUCUGUACAAUCCAGACAAAUCCCUCCAGGACAGAAUUUCAGGAGACCAGAACCUUCAGCAGUGUUCUUUCCAGAACUUGCGGCAAGGCAGGAUGUAUAAAAUGGUGAUUGUUACCCACAGUGGAGAGCUCACAAAUGAGUCAUCCGUAUUUGGAAGAACAGUUCCAGCCCCAGUUAUUAAUCUCAACAGCUCCAACAGAAACAUGACAGGCAGUCUGUGGUUCACCUGGGGACCAGCAUCAGGAGAUGUAGACUAUUAUGAACUGAAUCUUUAUAACCCAAAUGGCACACAGAAGGAAACAAGGCAUGGGAAAGACCUGAGAGAGUGGCAUUUCCUGGGCCUAGUUCCUGGCAGAAAGUAUACCCUGGUUGUAGUGACCCACAGCGGUGACCUGACCAAUACAGCAAAGACUGAGGGAAGAACAGCACCCAGUCCUCCUAGUGCUGUAUCAUUUGCCGAUGUUGCAAACACCUCCCUGUCAAUCACCUGGCUGGGUCCCCCAGACUGGACGGAUUAUGAUGACUUUGAGUUGCAAUGGUUCCCGAGAGAUCCCCUUACAGUCUUCAACCCGUACAGCAACAGCAGAUCAAAGGGACGCAUCAUGUAUGGCCUUCGACCGGGACGGCUCUAUAAUUUCAGUGUCAGGAGCGUCAGCGGCAACACCUGGAAGACAUACAGUCAAUCACUGUCUGGAACUGUGAGAACAAGACCAGACAGAAUACAAAACCUUCACUGCCGGCCACAAAACUCUACUGCCAUUGCAUGUUCCUGGACCCCGCCUGACUCUGACUUCGAUGGAUAUAGUAUUGAAUGCAAAAAAAUGGACACUGGAGAAGUUGAGUUUUCCAAAAGGAUCGAGAAAGAAAAAUCUUUGCAAAACAUCAUGAUGCUAGUACCCCACAAGAGAUACUUGGUGUCCAUCAAAGUGCAGUCUUCAGACAUGACUAGUGAGGUAGUUGAAGACAGCACCAUCACUAUGAUAGACCGCCCCCCUCCUCCACUUCCCCACAUCCGAGUAAACAAAAAGGAUGCACUCAUUACCAAAUCUUCCAUCAACUUUACUUUCAACUGCAGCUGGUUCAGUGACACCAACGGAGCUGUGAAAUACUUUACUGUCGUUGUGAGAGAGGCUGAUGGCAGUGAAGAGCUGAAGCCAGAUCAGCAGCACCCGUUACCUUCCUACUUGGAAUACAAACAUAACAAUUCCAUACGUGUCUAUCAGACCAACUAUUUUGCAAGCAAAUGUGCUGAAAACCUUGACAGCAACUAUAAGAGCUUUGACAUUAAGCUUGGAGCUGAGAUGGAAAGUCUGGGAGGAAAAUGUGAUCCCAAUCAGCAGAAAUUCUGUGACGGGCCACUGAAACCCAGGACUGCCUACAGAAUCAGUAUCCGAGCUUUCACCCAGCUCUUUAGUGAAGACCUGAGGGAAUUCACUGAGCCACUCUUCUCAGAUACCUUUUUCUCUUUACCAAUCACUACUGAGUCAGAACCCAUGUUUGGAGUUAUAGAAGGCGUGAGUGCUGGUUUGUUUCUCAUUCUGAUGGUGGUGGCUGUCACUGCUUUAUUUGUCUACAGACAAAAAGUUAGUAAUGGCCAAGAGCGACCUACAGCAAGGCUGAGCAUUCGCAGGGACAGGCCGUUGUCCGUCCAUCUGAACUUGGGGCAGAGAGGGAGCCGGAGAAUUUCCAGUCCAAUAAAAGUAAAUCAGUUUGAAGCGCACUUCACCAAACUCCAAGCAGAUUCCAACUACCUCCUGUCCAAGGAAUAUGAGGACUUAAAAGAUGUGGGUCGAAGCCAAUUAUGUGACAUAGCGCUUUUGCCAGAGAACAGAGGGAAAAAUCGAUACAAUAAUAUAUUGCCCUAUGAUACAUCGAGAGUGAAGCUUUCCAACGUAGAUGAUGAUCCUUGCUCAGAUUAUAUUAAUGCAAGCUACAUACCAGGCAAUAAUUUUCGCAGAGAAUACAUUGCGACUCAGGGCCCUUUGCCUGGCACCAAAGAUGAUUUCUGGAAGAUGGCAUGGGAACAGAAUGUUCACAAUAUUGUCAUGGUAACCCAGUGUGUCGAGAAGGGCCGAGUGAAGUGCGAUCAUUACUGGCCCCUGGACCAGGAUUCCUUGUAUUACGGAGACCUGAUAGUUGAGAUGCUGUCUGAGUCAGUGCUUCCGGAAUGGACAAUAAGGGAGUUUAAAAUUUGUAGUGAAGAGCAGCUUGACUCAAAGAGGCUCAUUCGUCACUUUCAUUACACAGUAUGGCCAGACCAUGGAGUUCCAGAGACCACCCAGUCCCUGAUCCAGUUUGUAAGAACUGUAAGGGAUUAUAUCAACAGGACUCCAGAUACUGGACCAACCAUUCUGCAUUGCAGUGCUGGUGUUGGUAGGACAGGCACAUUCAUUGCACUGGAUCGAAUCCUUCAGCAACUAGACUCUAAGGACUCAGUGGAUAUUUAUGGAGCAGUGCAUGAUCUAAGACUUCACAGGGUGCACAUGGUUCAGACAGAGUGUCAGUAUGUCUAUUUACAUCAGUGUGUGAGAGACGUGUUAAGAGCAAGAAAGCUACGCAGUGAACAAGAAAAUCCCUUGUUUCCAAUAUAUGAAAAUGUGAAUCCAGAGUAUCACAGAGAUGCUGUUUAUUCAAGACACUAAGAAUGUAACAGACACCUGCUUUUGUGAUCAGAUCUGUUAACUUUGUGUGAGUGAGUGAGUGAGUGUGUGUGUGUGUUUCAUGCACUAGAGCAGUGCCAGACAUUUCUAUUGAUGCUGUGUAUAAUUUAUUGGUCUGGUGACUUUUUUAAAGAUAUAUAAUUUAAGUGUAAUAGAUAUUAUUGUAUAUAAUUGUAUUUUGGUGUUAUGUAAAGAUGUAUUUUUUCUAUAAUGUUUAUAUUAAUAUUAAGCUUCAGAUAAUACUAUUUUUCCAUACUAAAGUUUUUAGGAACUUUUUUACAUAAACUAUUUUAAACUGUGUGUCAGAAAGAACUGCUGAGUUUGGAGUAGGUUAUGUAUUGGCACUUAAUAUACAAGAAAAAUCUAUUAAGGAUAGCCAGCCUUUUUAGCUGACUCAGUGUUCACAAGAUGAAAUAAGAUACAUGUCAGGUAAAGGAAUUCUAAACUUUAAAUUGAUUGCUGAUUGCUUGUGGAUUUCAUCCAUUCUGAUCAAAUCACAAUGCCAGGGUGCUGCAAUGUACCAUUUACCAAAACCUCAUUAACAUCCAAAUAAAAAACCGUCCACUUCACUAUGAGCAACUGUUUCACUGUAAUCUGAAUGUUAGUGGAAAAAUAUUAACAUAUGUUGCCUUGAAUUUUAAUAGAACUCUUCUUUUACUCUGAUGGGAGGUCUGAUUUUGAUUUGACCUGCACGACUACGUAAAUGAAUGCAGCGAAAGAUAAUAAAUAAACUACACAUGAAUUCACCCUGAUUGACAUGCAGAGACUUACUUCCAUGAGGAUGCAAAACCUGGCAAUUUUUAUCACUCUUUAAAACAAAAGUCUUUAUUAAAAGAGUUUAAAGGCAGGGCUGGAUGACAUCAGUAUAGACCCCCCACAGGAAUAUACAGAUUUACAGAUGCCAAAGAUGGAAACAGUUUGCACAGUAAUAGUGGCAUUUAAGCUGCCAUUGGUCUUUAUUGGAGAUCACUUUUCCCUUGAAGAUACUGUAAUCUGAGCACUAAAGAUGGAAACAGUUUGCACAGUAAUAGUGGCAUUUAAGCUGCCAUUGGUCUUUAUUGGAGAUCACUUUUCCCUUGAAGAUACUGUAAUCUGAGCACUCCUAGCAAUAGCGUUUGUUUCUUUGUGUUUAAAAAAACUCACUUUGAAGUAACAGGAACGGGACAGUUCACUAUUAAAAUAUAAUGAAUACUUUGUUUAAAGAACAAUCCUUUCCAAAGGAGAAAAGAAAGGCUUGGUAGUUCGGCCUGCCUUCCGAUCUCCUCCCACACAGGUUAUCUGGCCUGCCACAAGACAAAAACUUUGAAUAUUUUUGUUGAGAGGAAGGGGCAGAGUUGUUUGGAGGAGAAGUUGUUCAAAUGAGCCUCUGAUGCUGUAAAUUCUCUGUUCUUUAGCAUGUCAGUACCCCCACUCCAGACUGUGUGGCCCAUAAAGUUUAAUACUGUCCCAACCAGCACUUCAGGACAGCCCCAGCUGCGGGGAGAAAACAGCUCCUGUUCCACAGAAUUAAAAUAAAAUCAUGUAUUAGGGUUGAGAAGAAGGAACCUUGCCCCAGGUUCCAAGAAGAGAGGACAUAAGCUUUUUUUGCACCGCUGCAUGCUGAGGCUAGUCCCUCCCUGCUGCGGAAACACCCAUGAAAGUGACAAUAGAAGAGCAGAGGAAAACACCAAGGCUGCCCUUGCAGAAUUUUCCUCAAAUUUUCCACUCAGUGGGGUUGGUGGGUUUGGCCAACACAGAACAAGCAGGGAUUUCUACUCAAAACACUGUAGGUCACCCAAAGUCCCCUAGAUAGACCAUCCCUACAGUCCCUGUGUCUCUCCACUCGCUCUGGAGUCCCCCAGACACCCUUCCUGCAGCUGCUCCAGAGCCCUCCCUUUAUAUGAGGUUUCACAGCUGCUCGAAAGCUUUAGGCUGCUUUAACUGUUUGGAUAAUUUUGUGUGACAAUGACCUUGAUUCCCUGGCCUGUUGGCCCCCCCACCGCACACACACACACGCACUGCAGUGACUGAGGCAUGAGGUUAGUUCCCAUCAGUACAACUGCAUGUUGAAGGAAUGUCAAAUGCACCAUAUAAAUUAUUCCUCCCUAGCUAGUACCAUGACAUUUUUUUCUGCUAACGAAAUGAAACCUGUUCAAUAAUGUGCGCUUGGAGGGCACGAGUCCAUGCCUGUAAAUGGUGUAUAGAUGUAGUUCAUCAUUUUCAAAAGCCUACAAAGCAUAGUCUGCUUUUUAUUUUAAAAGGUGUUUUCCUGCCUCUAUGGCUUUAAAGUGCACAAAUCAGCAGCCAAAACAUGAUGCCCUAGCCAAAGUCUGUUUUCAUCAUUUCUUUACGCUAACAGUGCCUGUGGGUCAUGAACUUUUUCCUCCCUGUCAUUUACUAAAAUGAUGAGCAGCCCUAAACACUCGCGUACUGUGCUCUUGAACAGCUUCACGUUUCUCCCUAGAUAUCUGACAGUGCACACACACACACACACACACACACACACACACAGUAUGACAGGUUCUGCGUGCUAGCUAAUCAGCUGACAUAUUCAUAUGGAGCCAGUAUAAUUAUACUGAGAACAAAUAAAUGUCAGAAGCUCUGUGAUAUUUUUGGUGCAAGCCACCAGUUAGUAUAAUUAAUUAUAUUUAUUGUGCCUUGACAUAGAAAGCCAGAACCAAUAGGGAACUCUUAGAGCAAACAGGCUGGACUAUAUUGAAGAAGGAUAGCUGUUAAGGAACAUAAUCCUCAACUGAAGAUUUUUAUAUACUGUAAAGCUAAGAAUCCCCUUCCUGAUGUUUUCCAAUUGUAAGGUUAAAAAGCAACACUCAAUGUUGUUUUCCCUUGAGCUAGGAUUUGCACACUUGGGGCUCAGUCUUAUAAAAACACCCCCCCCCUUUUCCUCAUGUGAGGAAAUUAAUAGCAAUGGGACUAUUUACAUGAGCAAUGACACCUACGUACAGCAUCAUUUGCAGGCCUGGGCCCUUAGUUAAUAUUUUUUUUGAUUGAAAAGUAUUUAAUAAAAAGUGUGAUGAAUUGUUUUAGUCUGUGCAAUACCAAUGCAAGGCCUACUACCUAUUUUAGCAAAAACUUUCACAUAACAUAGCUAGAGAUUUAGAGAAGAGGUGGGGUUUUUUUUUAUUACAACUAGGUCAUUCAAAUAAAUGAUUGCAAUAGACACACUGUGAAGCGGUCAUGAAAGUGCAACUUUAUAAAUUGUAUCUGCUGCUAUAGUUAUUUAUAUGGCUUAAAUGUGCUUGAUAAAUGCCUGCCAAAAAAAGUGCUCCUUAUGUAGCGGCUUAAAGAAUUUCCCUUUCGCUGGAGUGCCCAUAAAGACCUAAGAGCAGUUUUGUGUUCAGCUUACACAGUAUGCCAUGGCAUUGAUGCUGUGCCUUGGAAAGCAAAGUGCUGGACCAACAGACAGCAAAGUGAGACCAAGUACAAUGCAAAGUUACUAUUCCUAAACUGGGUGGUAAUGGCCUGAGCGUUAUCACCUGGGAGGGUGAUCUGCAGUGACUGAGCCAAGAGCCAUAGAUUGUAGCUACUCAUGUGUAACACUGAGGUAUGGCCUACAGCAACUGCAUGUCCUUGUACACAAUGCACAAGCCAUAACUAGCAUGGCUCACAAUUGCAUAUAAUUAGUUGCCUGUCUGUCAAUGCUUCAAGGACAUUCAAUUGUGUGAAUAGGCUGAAGCAUAAGAUGAGUCAUUUUGUUGAUGCCUCAGCCUCUACCUUCUGAGUGUUGCAUUCUGGGCCCCAUUGUCCCUGGAGGGGGCAUCUCUGAAUUAAAGAUGAAUUUCCACUAGCAGGCUUCCUGUGGCCUGUUGUCCUGUGACCAUCCCCUUUCUCCCUGGUGUAGUGACACUCCUGUGCCCAAAGUAAAGCAGCUUAUGACUCGCAACCUAGCAGAUCAAUGCAUUAGAUAAGAUUGGUCUUGUUGAACGACUGUAGCAGAAAAUACAUAUGACUAUGGACUAGUGUGAAACUGUGGUAUACAGUAUCAGUAAUGGUGGGUGAGUAAUUUGCAGGUUGGCUUUUUUUUUUUUUUGUUUAAUUUGAAAGCUAAAACCAUACAGUAAGUCAAGUCAAGGAGCUGACUAUAUGGUGUUCUCAAAUAGCACACUACUUUACAUUGCUAAACAAUUUUUUUAAAGCUAUCUAGUCAUAAAUUCUGUGCGUGGGUAAAGUUUCAGAAAAAAAUGGUUGCAGAAAAAUAUUCCAUUUUCAUAUGCUAUAUAAUUAUUCAUAUUUGUGUUUCUAACAAACAAUAGGUGAGCACAGAACUACACUACUAUUGUUUAUUUAAUUUAUGUAUUUGUUACAUAUAGUUUUAUAGUUUUUACUCCAGGCUACAAAGCAAAUAUAUUUGAGUGUAUUUUACACAGCGUUCAUGAAUAAAACAGUUCAUUUAAACUCA